AUGAUUAGAAUAGUUAAAUAGCUAGCAUAAAGAAGAAAUAAAUUAUACUUGCAAGAGUGUGAAACAUAACUAUUUAAUAAAUAAUAUAACUGUUUCUUUUUCAAAAAAUCCGAUAGCGAUUAACUCCAUACUGUGUAAAUGCUAAAGAGUUUAGAGAAUUCUAAAUCAAACAUUCCCGAAUUCAGAUAAUAAAUGGAAACAUGGAUAAAAAAUAUUAACAAUAGCGAUUAUCUACAACAAUAACUAAUAUCUGAUUACUACAAAUAGUUUUCAAUAGUGCUUCAAAGAAGAAUAUAGUCAUUUGAAAAUAAUGAGCUUCUUUCUUGGAAAUCAUUGAAUCAGUCAGAUUUGGAUAACAUUUAACUCAUUUGUUAGCAAAAAAUAAAAUUUUUAGAAGACAGCAUAAAAAUAAGGGAAGAAUACCAUAUCAAUGAGAAUCUGUAAAAAGACAAAUUUAAGGUGUUUUGGUGGAAAAUAUAAAAAAAUAAAUACAAUAGUCCAUUAUAUUAUAAAUUAAUACAUUAUUACCCAAUAUACUUGUUGAUUUCUUUCGUUAUAUUCUUUAUUGUAGAUUUAAUAGUACUUACUAAUCAUAAGCGUUUAGAUUAGUUAUAAGUAGCCUUAGAUUCCUAAAUAAGUCAGGUUAAAGAAAUAGUUGGUGGGAUCAUUUAAGAUUCUUAGAAAAACAUUAAACAAGUUCAACCUGAAUCUAAACAUAUUUAAAUAGCUCCUAUUCAUGAUCUUUAGAAAACAAACAUCAAAAACUGA
This is a messenger RNA of Tetrahymena thermophila SB210, 768 nucleotides long. Its product is annotated as transmembrane protein, putative. Lineage: Eukaryota; Ciliophora; Oligohymenophorea; Hymenostomatida; Tetrahymenidae. The transcript has a single exon. The record is from RefSeq and is a predicted model, not a curated record.